Messenger RNA from Myotis lucifugus (little brown bat), 1196 nucleotides. Its product is annotated as calcium/calmodulin-dependent protein kinase type II subunit delta-like. Gene Ontology annotation, biological process: protein phosphorylation. Lineage: Eukaryota; Metazoa; Chordata; Mammalia; Chiroptera; Vespertilionidae. Gene Ontology annotation, molecular function: calmodulin binding; ATP binding; calcium/calmodulin-dependent protein kinase activity. The record is from RefSeq and is a predicted model, not a curated record. Gene Ontology annotation, cellular component: cytoplasm; neuron projection.
CGAAGAGCUCGGAAAGGGGGCUUUCUCAGUGGUGAGAAGAUGUAUGAAAAUCCCUACUGGUCAAGAAUAUGCUGCCAAAAUCAUCAACACCAAGAAGCUGUCUGCCAGGGAUCAUCAGAAACUGGAAAGGGAAGCCAGAAUCUGCCGUCUUCUCAAGCACCCCAACAUCGAGUGACGGGCGGGGAACUGUUUGAGGACAUCGUGGCGAGAGAGUACUACAGCGAGGCCGACGCCAGUCACUGCAUCCAGCAGAUCCUGGAGAGCGUGAGCCACUGCCACCUCAACGGCAUCGUGCACAGGGACCUGAAGCCGGAGAAUCUGCUAUUGGCCAGCAAGUCCAAGGGGGCGGCCGUGAAGCUGGCUGACUUCGGCCUCGCCAUCGAGGUUCAAGGGGACCAGCAGGCGUGGUUCGGUUUCGCUGGCACGCCCGGGUACCUGUCUCCAGAGGUGCUGCGGAAGGACCCCUACGGGAAGCCGGUGGACAUGUGGGCCUGCGGCGUCAUUCUCUACAUCCUGCUGGUGGGGUACCCCCCGUUCUGGGACGAGGACCAGCACAGACUCUACCAGCAGAUCAAGGCCGGAGCUUAUGACUUCCCAUCACCAGAGUGGGACACGGUGACUCCCGAAGCCAAAGACCUCAUCAACCGCAUGCUGACCAUCAACCCCGCCAAGCGCAUCACCGUGCGAGCGCUGAAGCACCCGUGGAUCUGCCAACGCUCCACGGUGGCCUCCAUGAUGCACAGGCAGGAGACGGUGGACUGCCUGAAGAAGUUCAACGCGCGGAGGAAGCUCAAGGGCGCCAUCCUGACCACCAUGCUGGCCACCAGGAACUUCUCAGCGGCCAAGAGUCUGCUGAAGAAGCCGGACGGAGUGAAGGAACCCCAAACCACUGUGAUCCACAGCCCUGACGGAAACAAGGAGUCCACGGAGAGCUCCAACACCACCAUCGAGGACGAAGACGUGAAAGCUCGGAAGCAGGAGAUCAUCAAGGUCACAGAGCAGCUGAUCGAGGCCAUCAACAACGGGGACUUCGAGGCGUACACGUGAGUGCGGGCUGCGUGGCGGGCGGGCGUCCUCCGCACCCAGUUCAUGGGGUAACCCAGGCUCCCGUGUCAGCAACAGCCUUAGUUCAAGGGAUGAAGGACUCACAUGCCCAGGAAUCAAUAGGGGUCAGGGUUUCAGGAGACGGGCUUCUG